GCCAAACCAAGAAAAGUCUUAGCCAAUAGCCAUUAACCAUGAUCAAUUUUUCUUGUUCAUGGAUCUUUCUUUCUUUAGUUAUCCUCUUUAGCCAUGGAGGAUUCCUUAAGCUUGAAGCUUCCCAUAAUAUCUAUAGACAUCUCCAAUCUGCUAGUGAAUCAUCUUCUGUAGAUCAAAAACAACCUUAUAGAACUGCUUUUCAUUUUCAACCUUCUAAGAAUUGGAUGAACGAUCCUAAUGGACCCUUCAUUUACAAAGGGAUUUAUCAUCUCUUCUAUCAAUACAACCCAUUCGGGUCGGUUUGGGGAAACAUCGUUUGGGCCCAUUCAACUUCAACGGAUCUAGUGAACUGGACACCACAUCCCCACGCGAUAUACCCGUCGAUUCCUUCGGAUAUCAACGGAUGUUGGUCCGGUUCAACCACCAUUCUUCCUAAUGGAAAACUCGUCAUUCUCUACACGGGAAUAAACAAGGAAAAUCACCAAGUUCAAAACAUGGCCGUGCCCAAAAACCUGUCCGAUCCAUAUCUUUUGGAAUGGGUCAAGCCCACUUACAACCCGUUGAUGGAACCGACCCCAUACAAUGAGAUCAACGGAAGUUCGUUUAGGGACCCGACGACCGCAUGGAUGGGACCCGACGGUAGAUGGAGAUUGAUAGUCGGAAACAAGAAGCGUCAACGCGGAAUCGCCAUCCUUUACCGAAGUAAGGAUUUCGUGCGGUGGACUAAAGCUCAGCACCCAUUACAUUCCGUUAAGGACAACGGAAUGUGGGAAUGCCCCGAUUUUUUCCCUGUAUCGAGUGAAAAGACAGAAAUCGGGUUGGACACGUCAACUAUAGGAAAUGGGGUUAAACAUGUUCUUAAGGUAAGUUUGGACAAUACUAGGUACGAGUACUAUACGGUUGGAACUUACGAUAUUAAAAAGGAUAAAUAUAUCCCGGACGUGGGAUCCGUGGAGAGCGACUUCGGGCUGAGAUAUGAUUACGGGAAAUUUUACGCGUCGAAGACCUUCUUCGACAGCAUUAAGCAUAGGAGAAUCUUAUGGGGAUGGAUCAACGAGUCAACUAAUGCUACCCUUGAUAUAGCCAAGGGAUGGUCUGGAAUUCAGGCAAUUCCUAGAGAAAUGUGGCUAGACAAAUUAGGAAAACAAUUAAUACAAUGGCCAAUUAGAGAAAUUGAAAAACUAAGGACAAAACAAGUCAGUAUUCCUAGGAUGGAUCUGAAAGGAGGGUCUUUGGUCGAAAUUUCUGGUGUCACAGCCUCACAGGCGGACAUAGAAGUGACAUUUGAAUUACCUAAACUCGAACAUAACAAUGUUGAGACGAUAGAAAAGAGUUUAUUGAUGAAUCCGAAAAUGGUUUGCGGUCAAAAAGUGACAUCAGUUAAGGGCAUGUUUGGACCGUUUGGGCUAUUGGUCUUAGCCUCCAAGAACUUACAAGAAUACACAGCUGUCUUCUUUAGAAUAUUUAGAGUUGACUACAAAUACGUGGUUCUCAUGUGCAGUGACCAAACCAGGUCAUCAGCUUAUCUAGAUUAUGACAAACCGUCUUACGGAGUUUUCCUAGACGUGGACCCCACUAAAGAAAAGUUGUCAUUAAGGAGUCUGAUUGAUCGAUCCAUAGUGGAGAGUUUUGGAGGGGAAGGGAAGGCAUGUAUCACUUCAAGAGUGUACCCAAGUUUGGCCAUUGAUGGUGGAGCCCACUUGUAUGCUUUCAACAAUGGAACUCAAUCUGUAAUAAUCUCUAGUCUCACUGCUUGGAGCAUGAAAAAUGCCCAUAUUAAUUAAUUAAGUGAUCUUAAUUAAUUAGUAUUAAUAAAAUAUUUGGACUCUUAAUUCUAACAAG
This is a messenger RNA of Impatiens glandulifera, 1842 nucleotides long. RefSeq names its product beta-fructofuranosidase, insoluble isoenzyme CWINV1-like. The record is from RefSeq and is a predicted model, not a curated record. Gene Ontology annotation, molecular function: hydrolase activity, hydrolyzing O-glycosyl compounds. Lineage: Eukaryota; Viridiplantae; Streptophyta; Magnoliopsida; Ericales; Balsaminaceae. Gene Ontology annotation, biological process: carbohydrate metabolic process. The coding region runs from base 39 to 1784 and encodes 581 amino acids. The transcript has 7 exons.